Molecule: messenger RNA, 933 nt
Organism: Macrosiphum euphorbiae (potato aphid)
Lineage: Eukaryota; Metazoa; Arthropoda; Insecta; Hemiptera; Aphididae
Source: the annotation of a GenBank genome assembly
AUGGAGUGGUACCGGGAGCAGACCAUCCAGCUGAUCGACUUAUUCCGGAACCGUCCGGCCCUGUGGGACACCAGUUCGGUGCACUACCGUAACAAACGUAUGAAGAAUGAGUCCCUGGAGCAGAUCAGCGCCAAGCUCAAGUGUCCCAAGGAGGAGAUCGCCAAGAAGAUAUGCACGUUGCGCGUGCAGUUCAGCCGGGAGAACGUCAAGGUGAAACGGGCCCGGGAAUCCGGUGGCACCGUUUACAACCCCAAAUGGUUCGGCUACCAGCUGCUGUGUUUCCUGAACGAUCAGUCCCGGUACACGUCGCAGCCGAUCAACAACUGUUCGCCGGGCGCAGCCACUGCUCCGGGGGCGUCCGGAGCCAUGUCGAGUGGCAUGGUCGCGCAAAACCAAGCGGACGCAGAAAAUCAACAUUUUAAUUGGAGUCAAACCUCUGAGGACAGUUAUGCAGAAGCAAAUGACACAAAUGCAAGUGGCUAUGAGGCGGACAGUGUGCUGGCUUCAAUGAUGCAUGAGUCCAUGGAUGACUACCACAACCAGGAACCAAUUGUGGACGUCCAGGAGCCACAAACAUGGUCAUCGUGUAGAAAAUACCGCGGUAUGCAGCCAGUAACAGGUGGAGACUAUUCAGACGAUGAUGGUGGGGGUUACAGUAGCAGGAAGAUGAUGCGAAUGUCUAGGCCUGAUGCACCAUCUGAUGAGUUCAAUACAUUCUCAGACUAUGUGGCUGAACGGAUGCGUAACCUUAAAGCUGACAAAGCUCUACAACUAAUGGCCCGACGAGACAUUGAACAAGUAUUGUUCAAGUAUGAAAUGAAGUUGUUGGAGCAGAAGAGAGAUUCACAACAACACCAACAACCCGACACUGAGGCGGCAACUACGUCAAAGUCCAUUUCACCAUCACCUGUCAGUGACUUGGAACAACAGUAG